AUGCCCUCGACCGGCCUCGGGCAUGGGGUCUCAGCAGGGCGGCCAGGGCGGCCACAGCAAAGGCAGGGUGAAGGAUACUUCUCUCAGACCACUGCGAGUAGCGGAGCGGCUACGAGGGGGGCUCCAGCACGGAAAGCCAUACCCAUAGCAGUAGACGACGCCAGACACCUACUCUCGCCGCUGAUCGAUACCUUGCCAGCUUUGCCAAAUUUGGCGUCUCUACGGACAUUUUUGCCUACCUCGCCUCCUCGAAUCGGCUCCUCUCACGACUCUCAGCCACAGUUCCAAGGCUACUCCAAGUGGCAGAAUGUAGACCUUCAGGAUGGGAAGGGGAGAUGCGAUCUCCUCCUUGUCUCGGCUGCCGAGUGUGCAUUCCGCCUGUACCGUAUCAGCUCGAGCAGCAUACCGGACCCGCCGCACGUCGAGGAAGAAGCACCCGCUCCGGAGGAGAUAUUCAGCCUGGAGAAGAUCAAGCGGGACAGCGCAACUCGGACCGGCAAGCUGCCAGGCGCCAGAGUUGCAAAGGAGAGGGAGGACGAGAUGGUUUUAUCGGCGCAGAUUGUGGACAGAGGGGAAUUGGUGCAAGAGCACGGCCCGCUGAUCUUCUGCGUAACGUCAUCAACUACACCUCGCAAGGGGUCGGCCGACUUGAGACUCGUUCUCGUCGCGCUGAGAACCGGUCACGCGGUGUGGGACGUCAACCUAGGUCAGGGACGUGCAGCAGCUGUAUUAGUCUCAGCUCGAACGGUCGCAAUUACGUUGUCACAUCCGUCACCCUCCCUCCACCUCUUACACCCCACAACCCUCCAGCCCUUCUACUCGAUCCCCGACCUACCCGCUGCUCCCAACUCCCUACCGACCGCCGCACUCGCUGGGCGACUUUUGGCGCUCGUCACAAUCGAUUCGCCCAGAUCUACCGGCUCGGACGGGCUCGGAACGCUCAUCACCGCUCAGUCGACCGUCCGGAGUCGGGCAGCGUCAGAAGGACCGACACGCCCUAUACCGGCUCGCAGCCCCAACUCGACCUCUGCUGUCAUGUCUUCCGCGAUCAGCAUAGGUGGCGGCGUCGCCAGAGGCGUCUGGGCCGGUCUCAAGAUGGGCGCUCAGGCUGCGCAGCAGGCGAACACUGCUCGGCUGGCCAAAUCUGCGCCUGCGGAUGCUAUGCUAUCGAGGGGGUUUGAAGAUCAUGAUGGCGUAUCCGAGUCGAUGGAAGGUAGCGCGAUGCUGGAUUGUCCGGCGGAGGACGGAGGGGCGGGAAGCUGGAUCAAGAUCAUCGAUCUCGGAAGAUUGCCGCCGACAGAAGCGCCCAUCUCGCCAUACGAGACCUCACCGGCGAUAUCGACCCAAGCCGAUCACAUCAGGACCGUGGCGCACUUUCGGCUGCCUAUUUCGGCAUCGAGUGACUACCUCACUCAUACUCAUUCCCUAGGCGGUUCCGGUCCGACACCCCGAAACCAAACUAUAGCUGCUCUCAGCUGGAAUUCCGACGGCACGCAGCUCUUUGCCGCUCCGGCGGACGGCCGGGUAUUCCACAUCUUUCAGCUGUACCCCGAUGCCCCAAGAAGGAGGAACAGGGAGACGCAAGGGGACGUUCUGCAUCUGUACGAGCUAAACAGGGGAAGUACCGCUGCGACGGUGGAAGGAGUUCUAUGGGAUCCUGCAGGAAGAUGGAUAGGGGUAGCGACCGAGCGGGGUACCAUUCAUGUCUAUCCUAUACACCCCUCUGGUGCCCCCGCCGGGACCUGGACGCAUCUCAGCACGAAGAUCCCCAACCCCGCGCGGCUCUACCCGCUCUCUCAGGUCGUCGAGGCUUCCGCUCGGCUCCGCACGGGACAUCCUCUUCACACUACGACUGCUCCCGCUCAGCACUAUCCAACUGCAUUCUUCUUCGGCAGAUGGCAAACCGACCCGCUUCAUCCAGGCACAUUCUGCCAAGAUAUCAACGUCUAUCAUCCCUCCCUCCACGUCAUCGAGUUGCAGCGACUUGCAGUCAAGCAGGAGGCAGCGACGAGCCCGAUGGCGGUCAGGCGAGCUUCAGCCAUGAUCAAGCGAGGAAGCGGGAUCUCCGAGAUGAUGCGCCUGAGAUCCGCAACUGCCGCGGCGGGAGAUAGUGGCGGAGGGAGUCUGUCAGUGGAGCAGGGAGUCAAGGCUAGGUGGAGAGUGCCAAGCGGGGAUGUGGAGGAUGUCCUGAUCAGACCGUCAAGGGUCACUAGAUCGCGGUCACUUGCACCCCUGUCUCACCCCCUGUCUCACGCCGAGAUUCGGACCUACAGCGUCAACCCCCGCAUCCUCCCUUCCUCCAUCUACCUCUCUCAUCAACUCGACCUCUAUACCGCGCCUCAUCUGCGAGUGGACUCGCGCUAUCCUCUCGUCUACCGCAACGAGGUGGAGGUCAGACCCCCUACCGAGGGGGCAUCUUUCGACGAGCCACUCUCGACCGCUCUGCAUACCCGCCUUGAAUCACCCACGCGAGGCGAGAUCCCCGGUCUCCCCAACGGUUUUCCAGGCUCGGGUGGCAAAUGGAAAACGCCCAUCCCUAUCCGCACUGUCGCAGCAGGCGUCGGUGAAGGUCUCGACCGCGUCCGGCAUACCUACGCCAAGUCUCAAGCGAUCCGGCGGCAUCGGCGGGCGAGCGAGCAUCUAUCCAACCGCCUCAGCUUUGAAGAGGGGACGAUCUUUGCCUCGUCUCAGGGCAGUGAUCGGCUCGGACUGGACAUGGAUGACUCGUCCCCUUCAUCGGAAGCUGUCCCGGACAGCGCGAUAGCUGGGGAUGAGGAUGAGGAGUGGGCGGAGGGAUGGGAGGAGGAGUAUCGACAUGCCGUGGAGAUUGAGGGGGAGCCCGACGAUCUUGUUCUGGGUCUGAUGGAUGAGGAGGGGGAGGAUAAGGGGGUGGCGGGAGUUGAGAAAGGAGGUGUGGCGCCACUCGCUCCGCAGGGGAAGAAGAGGCGGUAA
This is a messenger RNA of Dioszegia hungarica, 2952 nucleotides long. RefSeq lists its product as uncharacterized. The coding region runs from base 1 to 2952 and encodes 983 amino acids. Gene Ontology annotation, molecular function: protein binding. Gene Ontology annotation, cellular component: cytoplasm. The transcript is spliced from 8 exons. The record is from RefSeq and is a predicted model, not a curated record. Lineage: Eukaryota; Fungi; Basidiomycota; Tremellomycetes; Tremellales; Bulleribasidiaceae. Gene Ontology annotation, biological process: response to starvation; autophagy.